Molecule: messenger RNA, 2408 nt
Organism: Tyto alba (common barn owl)
Lineage: Eukaryota; Metazoa; Chordata; Aves; Strigiformes; Tytonidae
Product: collagen alpha-1(I) chain-like
Exons: 4
Coding region: 1-765 (254 amino acids)
Source: RefSeq, a predicted model, not a curated record
AUGUUGGGUUUAGGAAAAGGCCCCUUUCUCUGUGGAGUGGCUGUCCCAGAGCAGCCAGGCCCUCAAGAGCCCCACCGAGGGCUCCCCGCACCGACCGUCCUCCGCGGGCCACCGGCCCGGGUCCUGCCCCGGCUUGAACGAGCGGAGCAAGGAGCAGUCCGCCGGGCCGCGGGCCGGGAGAGGCGGCAGGAGCAGGGAGCGCUCGGCGGCCCGCCCCGCUGCAGGAGCAGGCGGGCGGCCUUGGGGAGCGGGGCAGCCCCCGGCGGAGCGGGGCGCCGGGGGGUCGGUCCCCGAGGAGCCCGGCGGCAGGGGCGGGCGGCGGCUGCGCACGGCGUUCAGCGCCGAGCAGGUCAGCACCCUGGAGAGCUCCUUCCGGCGGCAGCGCUACCUGGGCGCCGCCGAGCGCCGCCGCCUGGCCGGCAGGAUGCGCCUCUCCGAGCUGCAGAUCAAGACCUGGUUUCAGAACCGCCGGAUGAAGCUCAAGCGGCAGCUGCAGGAGCUGAGGACGGAGCCUUUCCGCAGCCCCCCUCUCGCGUACGGACCUCGCAGCGGCUUCGUGCCUCUGCCGCUGACGUACGCGGCCCGGCCGCCGCCUCUGCCCCGGCAAGGGGCUGCCUCCGGGGGCUUCGCCUCGGCGGCGCUGCCAGCACCCACCCCGGACCUCAGCAGCGCCUGCAGAGCACAGCCUGGGGGCUUUUGGGCGGCACCCUGCUUUGUGGGGUACAGGGAUCCCAGAGCUUUCUUGCUGGGCUUCUGACCCUCUGAUGUGGACCAUGACCAAGCAGGAUUUGCACUACUGGUAGCUAUCUGGGCUGCCCUUGUCUGUAACUGCCCGGUGGAGUUAUGAUGCAGCACUGAGCAAAAUAUUUUAGAGACGUACUGAACAAUCUGAAUCAUGGACUUCAGGCCCCUGCAUUUACGGCCAACUGUGUAAAAUAGAAUCACAAUGGGACAAACAUUAAUAUAAAUGGAACCUUUUAAUAAAUCUAAACUUUUUCCAGCUUUCACGUGAAUUCCUUCCACAAGGAUUGUAGCACUGUUUAUCCUGCCCUAAAAGAGAGCUCCUCUUCAUUAAAGGAAGCAUAGACUCCUUGCUCUCUAGAUCUGUUCUGGCCCCCUGCAAUUUGCUAAGGGUGAGUGCAAAAAAAGCAUGAAUUUCUCCCUGUCCUCUAAAGCAGGUACCCAAUCCCUUCAGCUACUUCCUAGGUAGCACUUUCUCUGAUGGGACUGUGCUUUUACCCAAAUAGGUGGAUUCAUCUGUUACUAACACUGGGCUUGCUGUAGUAGCAGAACAGAUGCUUUUUGAUGGAGCCCUUUAAAUAACGUAUAGAAUAUGAUUUUAAAAGUUACUUUCUAAAUAAAUAUGUAAAAAUAUCUUCAUGCUUUCGUGUGCAGCCUCAGUAGAUUGGUAAGGGCCUCUUGUCUAAACAGAUCUUGGAAAGGGUCUAGCCUUCAAAUUUCUUAUCAACAAAAUAGUGUCUCAACAUCUCAUAUGCACCUAAUGGGGUAGGAGGGUGAUGAUCAAAAGAAAUGUAACAUUCCAAAGCUGGUUUUCCCUAAGCGGCAGUAAAGUUUGUUACCAUUGUGAUAUGCAGUCUUAAAAUUCGAAUAAUGCUCUAGGAAACAAGAUCAAAAUGGCCUGAUUUCAGGCUAGAGAAAGGGCUCUGAGAAAUGAUCCUUGACUGAUGUAAAUUGCCAUAAAUCUUUCAGUCAAUUGUCAACUCACAUGAAAAGAGCAAUAAAAAUUUCCAUCACUUUAGAGUUGAUCUCGGGGGUUAUUAGAAGAUUUCCGGCGCACUUGUAAUCCGGGCUCAUAUAAUGGAUUGUCUGAAGGUUCUCUGCCAGUCAUCCUUGAAGACGCCUAUUUUCUUUUCUAUACAGGGGCCAAUCUGCCACUUGAGUACACUUGUCUGGUAAAAAGCAACAUUAUGUGCUGCUGAAGGCUGUGGCCUUUGAUUUUCUGAGUAGCUGUCACAUUUGGAAAUCUCCUUAAUUGUUUUGUAAUCCAUGCUGUAUUCUUCUAGCCUUUUGAGAUAUUAGUAUUUGCUCACAGUUGUACAAUUAAUGUAGCUCUAAUGCAAGAGUUUCAGAAAACUAAUAAGGGCUCAGGUGCUAUCAAUAUUGCUGAGAUCUCUUCAGGAAUAUGAUGCAGUUUGGAAUUAAGGAAAUUCAUUGACAUGAGAUUAAAAUUUCCAUUGAAUGGAGGCUUAUUUCUCAAAGACAGGUAUUACUAAUCGGCUAUAUUGAUUCGAAAGUUAAAAAAAAAAAAAAAAAAAAAAAAGCAAUUUUCUCUGACUCCUUCAAAUGUCAUUAGGGAACUGGGAGGUUUCCAGAAAGCUCUGCAAUGCUGAAUAUUUACUCUGCUUUAGAGCAAUGACAUUUUUAAAAUAGCAAAGCAGUCAAGGCCA